Molecule: messenger RNA, 1877 nt
Organism: Schistosoma bovis
Lineage: Eukaryota; Metazoa; Platyhelminthes; Trematoda; Strigeidida; Schistosomatidae
Source: the annotation of a GenBank genome assembly
GGUACAAUAUCUGUAAUCUAUGUGAUAUAUGGACCGUUUUCGUUGGUGCUCAGACGAUGUUGAAAAUUAUGGAUCGACCAAUCAAGAUAGCCUAUAUGAAGAAACAGUAGUUUUACAAAAAACUGGCGUCCGUUUAUACGAUGGACCUAAUCGAAGUGCUUUCGAAGGCGGCUUACUCAAGCUGACGACUCAUCGUAUCUUAUGGUCUGAUCCUUUAGCACUGACAAGUUCUUUUAUAGCUCUUCCAUUGGCUGCUAUAAUUUCUGUAAAGGUUGAGGAGGGUGGUAGUAGUCUAACAGUAAGCCGUACACCGAAAUUGAUUCUUCGUCUGUUAACUGUUGCGGCGCUACAAAAUUUAUUGGCAAGUUUACCGAAUCCUCCGCAGUGGAUUGAACACUGGUGUGAAGGUGGUGGAGGUUCUGGUUCUGGAAUCGACAGUAUCACUUUUAGUGCGACUGCAGUUGUCAGCUAUUCAAAAGAAGAUUAUGUCAAAUUAGGCUUUCCAAUGGCUGGGCAUCAUGAAUUUCUACAGUCUCUAAACGAAGUUCUAAAGGUAAAACUGUGGACAUUGUCUUAUCAUUCAGAUUUUAAAUUGACAUCUAAGUCGUUUGGUACUGGAGGUAUUGGGGCAAUUCAAAGACAACAAGCUGCACGUGCUGUUGAAACUGAUCGUAAUAUUACCGAGGCUUUUGAAGAUUUGAAUCAACUUAUGAACAACGCAAGUGAAAUGGUUAAAUUAAGUCGUCUGUUGGCUAAAAAAGUUCGCGAUACAAAAGGUAGUGAUCUAUCAGCUAAUGAAAUCGCUGAACUACGUUCGGCCAUGCUGUCAAUGGGAGUUGUAGAAGUCGUAAGUGGUGGCGAUGACAGACGAUCCUCAUCAUCACUCAGCGGUACGACUUUCUAUAUUCGAUUAGCUCAUCAGGUAUCGAGUAUACUGUUUCCAUUACUAAAAGGUCAAUGUUCCAAUCAUUCAACUGAUCGCUUACAUACUAGUUGUAUUGAUUUAGCAACAGCUUAUUGUCGAGUUAAUCGUGCACGAGGUAUGGAUCUAAUAUCUCCGGAAGAUUUACUUAGAGCCUGUCGUUAUUUAGAUAAAGAAAAACUACCUAUAAGGUUGAAGGGCUAUGCAAAUGGACUUCUAGUUCUUCAGCUGGCGUCUGAAGACGAAAUGGAAACAUUGAAAUCUACUGUAGAAUUAGUGGAAAAACGCAUUAGUUUGUCAGUAGAUGAACUUGCUCAUAUAGUGAACCUCUCUCCUUUUUUGGCUAAGGCAAGAUUGUUGGCAGUUGAAGAAGUCGGUCUCAUUUGUCGUGAUGAUAGCGAGGCUGGUUUACGUUUCUAUCCGAAUUAUUUCUUAACUCGUCAGGAUUAAAUAUUAUAAUUGGCUUUGAAUUAUAAGUUUCCUUUCACUUUUGUUUUUGCCGAAACUAAUGUUUAUCUUUUUUUGAUCAUUGUAUUCGAAAUAAAAAUGUGAACAAAAGAAAUCUUUAUUUUUUGAUUUUAUAAACCGCAUGUGUAAUUUUUUCACACAAUGAAUAUGAAUAUAAAUAUUUAACCUGAUAAUUCCAUAUCUAUUCAGCACUAAAUAGAUUGUUUAUAAUGAUAAAAUAAAGGUGUAGCGACUUUGUGUAUAUCGUUUCUUCAGCGAAUAGAUGACUAAAUAUUAUGUGAGUGUUAUUUGUAUAUGCUCGUGUGAAAAAUGUAAUACUUAAGUGUAAUCUACUUAAAGUCGUAUCCAUUAGAUUCGGAUAUUUAUCCGUUGAAGAGGCGAUCUACACUAAUUUGCGAAGCUUCAACAAUUUAGUUUUCUACUUGUUAGAGUAUUAUACCCUUAUCGUUAUUUUAUUAUUUUUUAAAAAUGAAUUUGUGAUGAUGAA